AUCAGACGUGGACGUUCGGCUUGUGGAUGUGUAUGCUAAUGCUUCAGCGAGGUUGACAUGGUGUAUGCAUGCCAACGAUAGCGUGCUAUUCUACCUGCUAACACUGCAGACCGUUGGCAGAAGGCUACACCUUCUCAUGUUACUUCUCCAAUGUCUGUCUCAUUAGAAUUGGCCCGGUAACUUAUGGUCGUGACCACAAACUUUGAAGGGCCAUCACCAAUGCCAGUGGAGAGGGUCAGGAGGGGAUUUCUAACACUGUGGAUACUUGUGUGGCUGCGCCGGCGGCGAUGAUGAGGUUACCUCUCCAACCAACGAAAGACGUUGAGGGCUGCGGGGCUAUAGCAGGAGUCCAAGGAGACUUAGGCCAUGCAUGCGCUUAGCCUGCGAUGCCAUGCAGGUGGGUAGCGAGUCCCAACCGCCGAUGAUCUGCGAUGGAUCGACGACGGAUAUUAGGAUAUGCCGAUGACGAGUGUAGCCUUCACUCUAGCCUGCAGAAACCAGCCAUGUGCUGGAGAUGCAGGACUCGAUUGCGCAAUCGACCCUGAGCAUGCUGGAAGUCACAAGAGGAGGCUGGCGAGAAGAGGCGGGAGAGCUAAAGCUCACCGGCGUCAUCAGCGACGUUGCGGGACGUUUCACAGAAGGGUCCAGCCAGCGGCUGGGCGGAGUUGGGCGGAGUGGGAACGAUUGGCGAACCUCGCGAACUGCGGCCUUUGGGCGAAGACAUGCGAUUCGGCACGCGAAGCCACACCGCCGGCGGCGAGGUGGUCACUUGCUUCGACAACGCAGACGAGCGAGAUGAUUUGCAUUAGCUUUGCGAAGGAGACAGCACAAGACUGGGUAGAAUGCGGGACCACUGCGCGGCCUCGUAGAACCCCGCCAUGUCAUCAUGAUGUCGAUUGCUCAGAGCGAGGUCACGAUGCUGUCAUGGCCGGGAGGCUGGAGGUUGAGGCUGCAAGUUUAUUGUCAGCGGCUGCAACCUCGUGGAGAAGCAGGAGAGUGAUAGGCGUUGUGGGAUCUGCAAAGGCCUGUGCGGGUGCUGUAGGGAAGGCAUCGCCAGGGGCGUGUGCUCGGAGCCAUGGCUGGGUGUGCUCAUGCGCGUGGCCGCCCGAGGUGCAAAGGCGGCCGUCGACAUGCUGGCGAUGGUGGGGUGUGGGAGGUGGAUGCGGCUGGGAAGCAAGUGCUUGUGGGAAGCGUCUUCGGCACAAGCACCAGCAAGCGGGCGGCGGAACGUGUUAGCGAAGGCGGCGAUCGCGUAUCGCCCUCGCCAGGCACCAUCGUGGAGGCUCCGAUCAGUGUGCACUGCGGCGUCGCGAAGCCGCCUCUUGGGAAGCUCCCGGCGCUGGAUUGAGCCUGAUUACAAUCCUGUUGCUGGCCCACGCUGCCAUGUCCUCACCCUGGUAGCCCUGUCUUUUACCUAUUGCCUCCGAAGAGGCCAUGGCCCAACAUGUGGGCCACUCAUUGCGGGCACGCCGUCGUGGACAGAGCGCAGAGCAGACGCCGCUAGGAGAGGCAAAUGUAGAGGCC
Molecule: messenger RNA, 1524 nt
Organism: Paraphaeosphaeria sporulosa
Lineage: Eukaryota; Fungi; Ascomycota; Dothideomycetes; Pleosporales; Didymosphaeriaceae
Exons: 1
Coding region: 457-1236 (259 amino acids)
Source: RefSeq, a predicted model, not a curated record